CCCAGCGGGACUGCGCGAGUUCAGGAUCAUGAGAUAGUGAUUCCGUGUGAUCGAAGACAUCUUUUUCCGACAGUUGCAUCAACGAGUCAAGUCAAGCCAGCAAAAUGCAGCCUUCAUAUCGCCCCUUCCCCCAACAGGCGCCGCCGCAGCGGUCUCCUCAUGCCGCCGCGACUAGGAGAGGAAUUGGCCCCAUGAUCUCCGGAUCACAUCCUCAGAACCCAUUGACGCCGGCGCAAAUGCAGGCUCAACAACAGGCCGCCCAGGCGCAGGCGAGUGAUCGCGCAAAGCUUCGCAGUCGUAAACCGACCGACAAGAAUAUCCCAGACGGCGUUGAGGAGUGCAUUAUCGGAGAUGGGGUUCAACGAUACAAAGACCUUAGGGAUCUUGAGCGGCGCUUAGAUGCCACAAUGAUGCGAAAGAGACUGGAUAUCGCAGAUGCCGUCAAUCGAAAUGUGAAGCGUUACAGGACAUUACGGGUAUGGAUAAGCAACACUGUGGAAGAUCAACCCUGGCAAGCCGAUUCUCUCGAUGUAGAUGCCUUCGACUUCAGCACAAACAUGGACUCCUCAUACCGGGUGAAGAUUGAAGGAAGAUUGCUAGAUGAAGAUGAGGACGACCUAGAUAGUGACGACAGUGACGAUGAGAGCGAAGCAGCAGACGGCGAUGCCAUGGAUCAGGAUGGAAAGGAAAAGAAAAAGAGAAAACCUCCUGCGAAGCAAUACAGAUUCUCUCAUUUCUUCAAGGCGAUGACCGUCGACUUUGAGCGCAGCAAGACCAAGGACGGCGCGGAACAGAGUGUGGAGUGGAAGAAGCCAGUUGUUGCGGCCAAUGCCGCCAACCUUCCAAAUGCGGCGGACUUUGAUCAAUUAGAAUUCAAACGUGGUGGUGAUGAAAACAUUAAUAUCACCAUUAACCUCGUUCGGGACGAGAAUCCUGAGAGGUUUCUACUGAGCCCUCAACUUGCCGAUAUCUUGGACACGAACGAAGCUACGCGCGCGGAGGCUACAAUGGGCGUUUGGGACUAUAUAAAAGCAAUGGGGUUACAAGAGGAUGACGAGAAGAGAUCGUUUGACUGUGAUGAUCGUCUACGAGCCGUCCUGCAACGAGACAAAGGAUAUAUACCAUACGUUCCAGAGGCCCUCACCAACCACAUGAGCCCACUUCCGCCAGUCAAGCUCCCGUACACCAUCCGCGUCGACAAAGAGUUUCACGAGAACCCUCAGCCUACCAUUUAUGACAUCCGCGUCACUGUUGAUGAUCCCCUGCGAUCCGCUCUUGCUUCCUACUUGACCAAUCCAGCAUAUGCACAUGACCUCCGGGAAAUCGCAUCCCUUAAUGACCACCUCGCCGUUCUUAUGCUUAAGAUUGGAAACUCGAAAUCCAAACAUACUUUCUUUGAUGCCUUUUCAAAGAACCCAACCGAGUUUAUUGGCAAGUGGCUGAGCUCCCAGAAGAGAGAUUUGGACAUUAUUGCUGGUGAGGCGAUAAGAGGUGGUGAGGACGCCAAUGGAGACGAGUGGAGAAGGGGUGGGGAGAAUGGUAUCUGGGGAAGUGAUACUGUGCGGGAGAGCGUCAAUCUCAUUGUUGGGACCAAACCAAGGACAUAGUAGAUAAUCACAUCACUGGCUC
Molecule: messenger RNA, 1629 nt
Organism: Amorphotheca resinae ATCC 22711
Lineage: Eukaryota; Fungi; Ascomycota; Leotiomycetes; Helotiales; Amorphothecaceae
Exons: 4
Coding region: 105-1607 (500 amino acids)
Biological process (GO): regulation of transcription by RNA polymerase II
Cellular component (GO): SWI/SNF complex; nucleus
Source: RefSeq, a predicted model, not a curated record